AUGGCUUUAGGAGUCAGGGUUACUGACGGUUUUGGCAAAUUUCAGACAACACCGAUUGCUGGGGUUGAUCGGGAUGCUGUUAUAGCUCGGCUGACAGACUUAGUUGAACGCCAGGCGCAACAGGUUCAACAACUUAUUGAACAAAGAAAUACGGACAACCUACGUACUGAUGUGAAUCAACGACAACCGCGAAUAGAGCCUAUUGAGUUGGUGUGCGAGCGAUUCCGUAAACUGAAUCCACCAAUCUUUGAAGAUGCUACCGAUCCUUUGGCUGCUGAAGACUGGUUGAGAACCUUAAACAAUAUGUUCCAAUAUAGCAUAAUUCCAGAUACAGAGAAGGUUUUGUGUGCUUCCUUCAUGUUACGUGGUAGUGCGGGACACUGGUGGGACACAGUCAAAAGUAUCGAAGAUGUUGCUGUAAUGACCUGGGAGAGGUUUAAGGAGAUUUUCAGAAAUAAAUACUUCACUGCUCUAGUCAGAAUCAUGAAGAUGAAUGAAUUCAUACAGUUGAAACAGGGAAACGUGACUGUUACAGACUACCUCUGUAAAUUUGAGUAG
Molecule: messenger RNA, 558 nt
Organism: Andrographis paniculata
Lineage: Eukaryota; Viridiplantae; Streptophyta; Magnoliopsida; Lamiales; Acanthaceae
Exons: 2
Coding region: 1-558 (185 amino acids)
Source: RefSeq, a predicted model, not a curated record